UCUCUCUCACACACGCUACAGUCUAUGAACUCCCAAAGAAACUCCCCCAAUUCAAUCAUGGUGAAGAGAAUACGAUCGGCGUAGACUCAUCCAUUUAUCAUCAUCGCCAACCAAUAUCUAAAUCAUUAAGUACGUGGUUUUCUGCCCCUAAUACUAGUAGUUGAAAUUAUUUCAAAGUUUAUUUCUUUCUGCAAUCUCAUUUGGCUUUAUUCUAAAUUUGUUUCUUUGCAGUCGCUGCAUCUGAGUUUCUCGUAUUAAACAAUAGUCCUUUAUAAAUCCGAUUUUUCUUUUUUAGGGUUUGUUGUAUAGCAUAUGCUCGUUUAUUUAAUGUGGUCAAAAUAGCUACUGCUUUGAAUCCUUACUUUGUACUCUUUCUCCAUUAUUUUACAGGAAUUUCACUGGGAAUCUUGGCGCUUCUCUCUGUCUCCUUGCUUUUGUAUCUAGCUCUUCAUAAAUUUCAAUCUUGAGAGUUUGAGACCACUUUUCUUAGAUUUUCUACUUUAAUCUACUUUAUUCGAGAAAAAUAAAGAAGAACCCAAGAAUUUAAACCCAUUUGCUACUUUAAUCCGUUCCCAGAUCAGUUUGCAUUUGGGUUUUUUCCCCGUAUCAAGAAGUGUCAAGAAAUGGAAUGCGCUACUAAGCCACCCUCUAAACCUUCUUCAAACAUAUCAGACAUCGUUUCCAAAUUUGCCAAAGUCUGCAAAUUUAGAUCCGUUGGUGCGUUCUCAACCGAAAACCCUAGACGCCCCCGCCUUAACAAUGCCACGCUGACCGAAGACAGCACCGAUGCCAUCGAAGAGGGAGCGUGCGAUGUGGAGAAAGUUCAUCCCCACCCACUUGAGAUUCAACCCCAAAAAACCACUCAAUGUGCUGAUGUGGAGAUCAUGAGGUUGUUUGACACAAUUUCAGCACUCAAAUCAGCUUAUGUUAGGCUGCAAGAGGCUCAUAUUCCGUAUGAUACGGAUAAGAUCAAGGCUGCUGAUGAACUUUUUAUGGCUCGGCUUGAAUCGCUAUGCAAGAUCAAGCGUGUGUAUAAAGAGAAGCAUUUCAAUGAAGUUGAUUCUGUUUCCGCUCGAUCAGCUCUUCUCCUAGCGGAAAUUCAAGUUCACGAGAAGCUGUUGGAGAAAUUGAAGUUCCAACUCGAAGUAAAAGACACUGACGUGAUUAAUUUGCAGCAACAACUUCUGGAUUUGGAUUUAAAGAACAGAGAGCUAAGUGUGAAUUUUAGGCUGAAAGAAAGGGAGAAUGUGAAAGUUGGGAAUUUGUCCUCAGUUGAAGACGUCUUCAACGCAGCUUCAAAGGCCAUUCAUGACUUUGCAAAGCCGUUAAUUAGCUUGAUGAAAGCUUCAGGUUGGGAUCUUGACCAGGCAGCGGAAUCCAUUGAAGCAUUGGUAGAGUAUUCUAAGAGGUCUCACAAAAAGUACACAUUUGAAGCUUACAUUGCCCAAAUAAUGUUUAGUGGGAUGCCACUGCAAUCUUCUAGUGUUGAUAGCAUAUUGAAGUGGGACGACUCCUUUGAUGCUUUGAUUAGGGAUCCACAUUCGAAUUUUGCAAAAUUCUGCAGAACCAAAUACCUAUCUGUGGUUCAUCCAAUGAUGGAAGCAUCAUUCUUUGGGAAUUUGGAUCAUAGGAAGUUUGUGUCUAGUGGAAUGCAUCCUAGGACACCAUUCUACAAAGCAUUUGUCAAGAUGGCGGGGUCAGUUUGGGCUCUGCUUGGAGUUGCUGCCUUGAGUGAUCCGAAAGCUCAAAUAUACAGAGUUGAGAGAGGAAGCGGAUUCUCAGAUGUUUAUAUGGACAGUGUGGAGGUGUUCAACGAUGACAUAAUAACCUGUGAUGAAGGAAUAUCAAGAUUCAAAGUCGAGUUUAUGGUUAUGCCUGGGUUUAGAAUUGGAGAAAUGGUGCUUAAGUCUCGGGUGUAUCUCUCGGGCUUGAGAUCCUCUCAUCAUAGAGUCUAGAAAGGGGUGCUCUGCCUAACUGUUUUUGCCAAUAUGAAGUGCUACUCUUCAGAUUUCUCUUUCUCUUCAUGUGGAAGGAUUUUGUUUACUGGUCACUGAAUUGUAAAUAGGUAUCUAUCUAGUUAGGGAUGCCAUCAGAUUUACUGCUGUUGGUUAACAGAUUAACUUGGGUACUGCAUUUGGGGCUUUGAAACAGUAGUUCCUAUGGUUGGUUUGGAAUAUGUUAAUCUGUUGAAAAGCUUUACUGAAA
Rhododendron vialii is the source of this 2205-nucleotide messenger RNA. RefSeq names its product protein GRAVITROPIC IN THE LIGHT 1. The transcript is spliced from 2 exons. Gene Ontology annotation, biological process: negative gravitropism; response to red or far red light. The record is from RefSeq and is a predicted model, not a curated record. NCBI's taxonomy places the organism in Eukaryota, Viridiplantae, Streptophyta, Magnoliopsida, Ericales, Ericaceae. Bases 624 to 1955 code for a protein of 443 amino acids.